GAUCUCCAUGACCUGGUCUCUGAUGGCCAGAAGAGAGCAGGGAGUUCUUAACUGGAUCCAUUCUGUUACUCCCAAUUUUGAAGAAUCCAGGUCUGUUUUUCGGCUUUUCGAUUUUCUAGCUGCGGUGAAGUGGUGUCAAUGGAGGAACCGAACGAGGUGGUGGAACAACUCGUUCAGAUUGUGAAGGAAGCUUCUGGGUUUCCAGAGUGUCGGAGUACAUCGAAGAAGAUGUACCAUAAUCUUCUGAGGAGGGUGAAGCUGUUGAACCCUCUUUUUGAGGAAUUGAGGGAUAGAGAGGCGCCUCUGGGCGAGGAAGACGCUCGAGCUCUGAAUAUGUUGAAGGUCGCCUUGGAAUCAGCCAAGGAGCUUCUUCAGUCGGUGAACGAAGGAAGCAAGCUCUAUCAGGCUCUAUAUGGGGAGAUAAUUGCAGGUAAAUUCCUGAAGGUGACAGAACAAAUUGAAAAGGCAUUGAGUGAGAUUCCUUAUGAUAAACUCGAUUUAUCAGAGGAAGUUCAUGAGCAGAUUGAACUCGUGCAUGCUCAAUUUAGAAGGGCAAAAGAAAGAAUGGAGUCGCCCGAUUUCCAACUGAAACCGGAUUUGAUUACAGCACAUAAAGAAAAGAGCUUUGAUCCCGCAGUUCUAAGGAAACUUUCAGAAAAGCUGCAGCUCAGGACUAUUAACGAUAUCAAGAAAGAGGCAUUUGCUCUGCACAAAAUGGCCGACUCAACUGAUGGAGAUCUAAGAGAAUGUCUCGAGGAAAUGAAAGGUUUACUCAAAAAACUUAAUGGCUACGUACUCACAGGAGAUUCAGAAGCAGAAACCUCCAAGGGUGAAAAGAGCUUUAAGCACAGGUCUCCUGUCAUUCCAGAUGAUUUUCGGUGCCCAAUAUCUCUUGAGUUGAUGAAAGAUCCUGUCAUUGUCGCUACUGGACAGACUUAUGAACGUUCCUGCAUUCAGAAAUGGCUGGAUGCAGGGCACAAGACUUGUCCCAAGACACAGCAGACUCUGUUGCAUACAUCCCUGACACCAAACUAUGCAUUGAAGAGUCUCAUCACUCAGUGGUGUGAGAGCAAUGGCAUUAAACUUCCAAAGAAACAAGGAAGUUGCAGAAACAAGAAGUCUGGAAGUUGUGCAUCUGAUUGUGAUCAAACAGCCAUCAAUGCCCUACUACAGAAAUUAUCAAUUGGGAACACUGAAGAGCAGAGGGCAGCUGCUGGUGAGCUCCGGUUGUUGGCAAAAAGGAAUGCAGAUAACCGAGUAUGUAUUGCAGAGGCAGGAGCCAUUCCCCUGCUUGUCAAUUUACUAUCUUCCCAGGAUCCUAGGACACAGGAGCAUGCAGUCACAGCACUUCUCAACCUCUCCAUUAAUGAGGCAAACAAGGGAAGAAUUGUUAAUGCAGGAGCCAUACAUGAUAUAGUGGAGGUGCUCAAGAAUGGCAGCAUGGAAGCAAGGGAAAAUGCAGCUGCCACUCUUUUCAGUUUGUCUGUUGUAGAUGAGAAUAAGGUGGCGAUUGGGGCAGCAGGCGCUAUCCCUGCUCUUAUUGGUUUGCUCUGUGAAGGAAGUCCAAGAGGCAAGAAAGAUGCUGCCACUGCUAUUUUUAACCUAUCAAUCUAUCAAGGAAACAAGGUGAGGGCCGUGAGGGCUGGGAUUGUAGCACCACUGAUGAAGCUGAUGAUGGAUGCGAGUGGUGGGAUGGUGGAUGAGGCACUUGCAAUACUGGCAAUCCUUGCAAGCCACCAAGAAGGGAAGGUGGCUAUAGGUCAGGCUGAUCCUAUCCCAAUCUUAGUUGAGGUAAUGAAAACUGGGUCCCCGCGAAACCGGGAGAAUGCUGCAGCUGUGUUGUGGUCACUGUGUACAUGCGAUGCACAGCAUAUUAAAAAUGCUAAGGAACAUGGAGCAGAAGAGGCAUUGAAGGAAUUGACAGAGAAUGGUACAGAACGAGCCAAGAGAAAAGCAGGAAAUAUUCUGGAGCUCAUUCAUCGGGCAGUUGAUGCAGUUGAGGAACCAUGAAACUCAACCCAUGUCUCUUCUAACCAAACAGAAAGUUCAGGAAAUGUCUUCCUCUGCAGUUAGGAUGAGGUUUAUGUGGAUCAAUAAACAUGAAUUCCACAUGUAAUUUAUGUGUACGAGGUAAAUUAAAAGGUGGUGUACAUUGGUGAAUGGAAGUGUUUUGACUGCUUAAAGUGAAUUGUUGUUUACGUUUAAUCUGUAUAAAUCAUAGUAAGGAUCCUUCUGAGUA
Nelumbo nucifera (sacred lotus) is the source of this 2239-nucleotide messenger RNA. Its product is annotated as U-box domain-containing protein 14. NCBI's taxonomy places the organism in Eukaryota, Viridiplantae, Streptophyta, Magnoliopsida, Proteales, Nelumbonaceae. Gene Ontology annotation, biological process: cell surface receptor signaling pathway; protein ubiquitination. The record is from RefSeq and is a predicted model, not a curated record. Gene Ontology annotation, molecular function: ubiquitin-protein transferase activity; protein binding.